AUGCCCUCCAGCUUCUGGAUUUCUGCCUCCACAUGCCCCAUUGGCUGACAUGCUGAUCUCGUCGUCGGUCGGUUGGUCUGCGGCUGAGCCACGAUGGUACGGUACCUAGUCUUCAGCAGGUCUCACCUGGCGAGUGUGCAGUGCAGCAGUAGUAGUACAGGGGGGCGCGAGUGGUCACGACGGAGACAAGAAGGGAGGAGUCUGGACUGCCGUGGAGCGCUGCGAAAUGUAUAUAUCCUCGAGAGCCCAGCCGAGAAAUUCGCAUCGGUCUCAUCCAAGUCCCUGGGUACAUACAUCAUAUCCAGUCGUCACGAAAUAUCACCCGCCCCGCCGAUCCCCUCCAAAAAUAUGCAAUCCUACACCAGCACCGUCGCCCACCACCACCGCCGCCCCACCCUUCUCCUCCUCCUCUUGGGUCUCCUCGCCACCGUCUCAGCCCGGCCAUUGACAGCCGUCAAACCCGCCUCCUCGACGGCAGGCAACGACAACAGUGCGCGCGCACGACAAAACCGCACGAUCGCUUUAGUCUGCGGACUCAUCGGCGGCACGCUGUUUUUGGGGGUAGUCACGUAUGCGGUCUACCUGUUCUGCUUCAAGAAGCGGCGUGCGGGGGGAGACCUAAAGGCGGAGGAUGGGGACAAGAGUGGGGAAAUGCAGGAGGCUAGGGAGUCCAGGAGGAGGAGCAUCUUUGCUGGACAGUCGAUUGCUGUGAGGGUGCCGACUUUGAUAGUCAAUGAGGAGAGGAAGGAGGGCGAGGGAAGACCGUUUCUGGAGAAGGGGCUGGUGUCCAGGGCGGGCACGCCGGAGCUGGAGUUGGAGAGGGUGCAGUCGCCAACGGUGUACUGCGAUGAGCUGGAGGAGAGCAAAGGGCACGGGGUUGCUGCGGUAAAAAAUACGCCGAUGGCAGAGCGUGGUGCUUGAUUUCUUUUCUACGCUGUAAAUAUACCGUACGGGCUUGGUGUUCGGAGUUAUCCAUGGGUCGUUUUUCUUCUAUCACCUCAUUCUGAGGAGUUCACGGGAUAGGUUUCAUGGAUGGCGUGCAAACAUCGGCAAUUGGGUAUAACGGAUCAAGUUCUUCGGUCA
Molecule: messenger RNA, 1083 nt
Organism: Tricharina praecox
Lineage: Eukaryota; Fungi; Ascomycota; Pezizomycetes; Pezizales; Pyronemataceae
Exons: 1
Coding region: 94-921 (275 amino acids)
Source: RefSeq, a predicted model, not a curated record